Ustilago hordei is the source of this 2802-nucleotide messenger RNA. RefSeq lists its product as uncharacterized. Bases 1 to 2802 code for a protein of 933 amino acids. The record is from RefSeq and is a predicted model, not a curated record. The transcript is spliced from 3 exons. Lineage: Eukaryota; Fungi; Basidiomycota; Ustilaginomycetes; Ustilaginales; Ustilaginaceae. Gene Ontology annotation, biological process: intracellular iron ion homeostasis; copper ion import; iron ion transport. Gene Ontology annotation, cellular component: plasma membrane. Gene Ontology annotation, molecular function: ferric-chelate reductase activity.
AUGAUCACGCCUCCGUGGGUGUUAGACACUUUUGCUCUGCAACAGAUUGCCGACUUGCCCGACGAUCGAAAGGAACACGGCUGGGCGACGUUUCGACACUAUUAUUACAAUUCUUACAAAGUGCCAUGUCUUGCAACGUUCGUCAUAUGGGGCCUUUUUCUUACCCUUAUCCUGGCUGCGGCUUCGAGCGCAUUGGUCGAGCACUUGUUCCCUCGCUUGUCUCACACGAUGUCUCGCAAAUUGACAUGGUGGCGAGGCAACAUAUCCGAGCACCCCCUUGUCUCACAAAGGCAUUCACAGAUCGUCACCUGCGGUAAAGGUUGCUUCCGAUGGCUUACUUUUCACCUCCCCCUCCGACUCGAGGCCAUGAUCCUAGUCGCAAUGCUGGCGGCCAACAUCGCACCUAUCGUCGGCUUUUACUCUCUGUACGUCGGCAACAACACCUACUUUACUGGUACAGAUGCCGUCAGUCGUCGCUCUCAGAUUCUCAGGCAUCUAGCCAACAGGUGUGCCAUGCUCGGUAUCUCCCAACUUCCCAUGUUGAUACUUUUGUCGAGCAAGAGAACACCGGUGGCAAUCCUCAGUCAGCUUUCCAUGAACACCAUGAUGCUCUUCCAUCGCUGGAUUGCAAGGACGUGCUACUGUCACAUAAUCAUUCAUACGCUAGGAAACGCUCUUAUCUUCCACUAUUCUGUCGGAUUCGUGGAGAGCAUGAGACUGUUGCCGGUGCAGCUCGGCACAGUUGCACUGAUUACGCUCUCCGGUCUUGUCUUCUUGUCACUCAGGACCUUGCGCAAGAAGCACUAUGAGAUGUUCGUUUUCAUGCAUAUCAGCAUGGCUUUUUUCAUGAUCCUGUUCACGUACCUACAUAUCAGAUUUCUCCACCAGGGCAGGCUACGACUCCAGAUCUUCGUCAUUGAGCUGACUGCGGCUUUCUGGGCUUUCGACAGAACAGUUCGAUUUCUUGGUCGAGUAGUCAUGUCGCUCUCUUGGAGGCACGCCGACGGAGCUGGUGCGACCCGCAAGGCGGAACUCACCUCUUACGCGAAGGGCGCUUACAUUCGCAUGCGGAUACAAAUUCCAGCCUCGCGCCUUUGUCUUCCUCCUCUAACAGUUUCUACGUCGCUUGACUCUUCACUGGAGCUCGGCAAGAAUAUGAAGCACUGCUGUAACGUGGCGACCGGAUCUUUGCCAAGCGCCGUUCUAUUUCGCACUGCCAAGGUCGGAGCAGGGGAUGACAUCCGCAUAUCAGUCCCCAAGCUACAGUGGGUGGGUGAACAUCCGUUCUCAGUCUUUGGUGUUGGACGCUGCAAGUCCGGCAGCCCCGAUAUGGGCUACAUCGACCUGGUGAUACAACGCCAAGCUGGUCUGACACAGAAGUUGUCGAAGCUUGCUGAAGAGCUGACAGCCUCAUCCUCGCUCGGCAGCAUCGAUUCCGGCGAUGAGCAUUCAUCACGACCAAAGGGCAGGCGAGUUAGGGUAGUCAUUGACGGCCCUUUCGGCAAGAGUCCUUCGCUUGAGGGAGCUCGUCACGCAGUCUUAAUCGCUGGUGGUAUCGCCAUCACCUUCUGUUACCCUCUCUUCGUCAAAGCGGCUAGAGGGGAAUUUAGGAGCCUCGAAUCUUGCAAGCUCGUAUGGAUCGUGCGUAACGAAGCAAUCCUAGACGUUCUUCGUGACAGUCUUCCUGAGCUGCUUGAAGAGAUCAGAAGUAGAGGUGGCAAUUUCUGCAAACUUUCCAUUGAUAUUUACGUCACCUUAAAGCGCACAGCGGCUCCCGUAACGCAAUUAGACACGAUGGCUGUGGAUCGGAGAGGCAGUUUGCCGAUGACGCUGGAACAUACGUGGAAGUCCAACUCAUAUUCACUGCAUAGCCCUUCUUCAUCCGUGACCUUGUCAUAUGGAGGAGAAGAUAGUUGCAGCAGUGGCUCUCCGCAGGUGUCGACCAGCAACUCUCAGGUUUGGGACGGCGUCAGAUACGAUGGACACAGUGAUGUCGUGUUCGUGCCCACCCUGUUGAGUGGACACUCAACUCGCCAUCAAUCACCCCAGCCAGCAUACAUGUCGGACGAGGUCUUUCGCACCCGAACCGAAAGGAGCACGUGCGUUCCAUACUCUCCCUAUGCGUCUCAGGUAACCUUCUCACAGCUCAGAAAGGAGAUGUCAAACAUCAAGAUUAAUCUGUUCUCUCCAAAGUCGCCAAUAAUUCUGGCAAAGAGUACAAGACUCUUUCCAACAACUCUUCUGGUGCAAGACGAGGCGGACUCUGUUGGACAUCGCACGGGUAUUCAAGGGCCACAGGAAGUGCUUCUCGAUUUUCAAGCGAAGGGAAAAUUUGCACAUGGUGCUGAGACCCCUCGCUCCGCCUAUUCAGUUGCGAGCUCGCAGUGCACUGGCUACCAGAUCAAUGGCAGCAGCACCUUGUCAUCUCAAGAGCUGCAGCUGCAGAGCACAAGCGACAAUCUGUGGAGCGCCUCUACUGCACACAGCAUGUUGCACCCCGAUUCGCCUGGUUUUUCGUACCAUUCACAGCAUGAGGCAAAUCAUCGUCAAUUUCUCAGCUCGCAGGAUGUCCUGGCAGAGUCACAAGGGGGCCUGAUCGAGGUUCGUCGGUUUCAAGGUAGACCAUCGUCCAUGGCGGCUGUUCACGGACAUAUCCUUCAGCAAGAGGGUGAUGCGACGGGUAGGGUUGCUUUUGCAACGUGCGGCCCCGCCCCGAUGUGCGACUCGGUUCGUGCGGAAGUAGUCGCUUUGCUGAAGAAGGGUUUGGAUGUAGCCCUGGUAGAAGAUUGCUUCAAUUGGUGA